Adineta ricciae is the source of this 396-nucleotide messenger RNA. The record is from the annotation of a GenBank genome assembly. Lineage: Eukaryota; Metazoa; Rotifera; Eurotatoria; Adinetida; Adinetidae.
AUGUUCAUUGUAGGUAGCUGUAAUUUUCACGACGGAUUUCUCUACGACAUCUCAACAGAUGAGCUGAGGAGAUGUACUCCAAGCGAAGCAUUAAAGGAGUUAAACGUACUGGAAUGCGAUGCUUUUCAAAAGCGAGAUUCAUCGGAUACAUACGAACGGCAAAAGAAUAAGUUCAAAUGGAUCUGCUGUAACGAAACGUUUUCCGGUGUGUGCAAAGGUGGGUGCAAAAGAGGCAAACACGGUUUCUUUUGGAAUGAAUAUCAACCAUCAGAUCAUGGGGCGAGCACUAAAAAGAUCAGCCCACCACAACAAGUGACAAUCGAACAGUGGGAAAACGCUUGUGUAACCAACGAAGAAUACGAAGAAAAAUGGCAAGAAUUGCGCAGAGAUGAUUGA